Lates calcarifer (barramundi perch) is the source of this 2898-nucleotide messenger RNA. RefSeq names its product odorant receptor, family 95, subfamily A, member 1 (gene or95a1). The transcript has a single exon. Gene Ontology annotation, cellular component: membrane. The record is from RefSeq and is a predicted model, not a curated record. Gene Ontology annotation, molecular function: G protein-coupled receptor activity. Lineage: Eukaryota; Metazoa; Chordata; Actinopteri; Centropomidae. Bases 155 to 1201 code for a protein of 348 amino acids. Gene Ontology annotation, biological process: G protein-coupled receptor signaling pathway.
UUCAGUUACAGUGCAAGCAGUCUGUUUUAAAGACAAGGCAGUGUUUAUUAUUUCUCAUAAUGUUGGGGUUUUACCAGUCAUGUAUUAUUAUGUUUGGGGUAGACAUCAGGUUUAUUUUGUUCUAAAUUUAAUUCCACUUAGAUAAUUAAUAUGCAUGUUUUAUGUAUUUAAUGUAUUUCUCAUGAUGUAUAUAGACCUUUCAUUUAUGUCCUUGCUCUUUAACAGGUGUGCUCAAGUGCACAGUUGCAAAAUGCAGAAUCUGACUGAUCUUCUCGCCAAUGCAACAUCCCAUAAAAGCCUGUCGUUGAUCAUUAAGGUGUGUGUGGUUAUCCCCUUCUUCUGCUUCUUCCUGUGCUGUAUUGUUGUCAUGCUGCACAUCUUUGCCUCUCACAGGCAGCUCCUGGACACGUCCCGUUACAUCCUGUUUGCCUACAUGCUGAUCAACGACACCCUCCAGCUCAUGUCCUCUGUGCUGCUCUUCCUGUUUGUCAUGGGUCAGGUGAAAUUUGCUAUCAUCUACUGUGUCCCCCUGCUGUUAAUAUCCACCGCCACUUUCCAGAACACACCCUUAAUCCUGGCGACCAUGUCACUGGAGCGUUAUGUUGCUAUUUGCUAUCCCCUGCAGUGCCCGGCCACCUGGCGCUCAGACCGCAUCUGGAUCAUUAUCCUGUCUCUCUGGUUCAUCAGCUGUAUCUUCCCCAUUAUUGACUAUUCAAUCGGGAAAAGUGAUCCUGCUCUGGACGUCCUCUCUACCCCCGUGCUUUGCAAAACCACUGCUAUCUACUCAUCUCCACUCCAGAUGUUGUUCAGAGCUGCUAUAAACGUGCUCUUCUUUGCAGUGGUGGCUGUCAUCAUUCUCUUUACGUACGUGAGAAUCCUGCUGGAGACCAGGAAGCUGAGACAGGACAGAGCAUCUGUGAACAAAGCUAUGCACACUGUGCUGCUACACGGCUUUCAGCUGCUGCUGUGCAUGCUGGCCUUCACUCACCCCAUCACUGAGAGUCUCAUAGUGCUCCACGCUAACUGGCUACCCGAAGACAUCGCCUUUUUUAAUUACUUCUGUUUCAUCCUAAUCCCACGCUUUCUCAGUCCGCUCAUCUACGGCUUUAGAGAUCAGAGUCUGAGGGGCUACAUUGGGAAAAAAUUCGUCUGCUGCUCAAACAAUGUCAAACCCAGAAUCAGCAACUUUUUUGCUUCCUGAACUGGCUGAUUUAGUUUUUCACUGAGCUGCCAACGUAAUACACAAACAUCACAUGAUGUCUUUGUGAUGUAUAAACAGGGUAUCUGGACAAGGUCUUAAAAAGUCUUAAAAGACAGGCUCACAAUUUUUCAAGACUGUCUUAAAACAAAAGUCAGGUGCACAUAUAAGCUUUGGAACGGGUUUUUCAGGUGCUAUUCAUUCCUCCUGUUCAUAGUGGCCAUUAAGAGAUGCUUUUCCAAUGCACUCUCAUUGUAAGUGACAAUGUCCACAAUCCUUGUUCUGAGUAAAAAUGUAUUUCCAAGUUUACGUGAGGCUUCUGUCAUACACUAUGAGGCUUCAGCAGCCUGAAUUAGACAUAUCAAGGUAAUAUCUUUCAAACUGAUUCUUUUUGGUAUUAAAACUUAUGUGCAGCUGAUUGCUGUAUUAAAACAGAUUUGACAAAUUGUGAAUCUAUCCUUUAAAAAGCACUGAAUUUAAAAGUUGUAACAACAGUUAAUUGUACUGUUCAAUCCCUCAGCAUCACCAGCAAACACUGUCACUACGGCAGCUACAGUGGCUAUAGGAGGCUCAUUGUCUCGUUAAUGGAAAAUGAAUUUUUUUUUUUUUUCUUUGUCCACUGGGCCUCUGGAUCCAGGUCAUAGUAAUUUAAGUAACUGUAUCAGUAGAAACUGGUGUUAUGUAAUGAUGGGAAGAACUGAAAUAAAUAUAGUAUAGUAAUUAAUUAUUAUUUGACAUAUCAUGCCUACUUGUUUUCCAUCAUAGUUUAAUAUUUGGGACAGUAUGAUCAUGGAAACAGGUAUUAAAUUGCAUUCUAUAUGAUAUUAAAAAGUCUAAUAUUUAACCGGCAGCAAUCCUGUUAAAAUAUUUACUGUCCUCAUGCAUAAAGGGAGUGGACAAUACAAUGCUAAUAUAAAGAUUUACAGACUAUUAAAACAUUUAUGAUACUUGGACACCCAUAUCUAAGCUCUAAACAAGAAUUAAUCAGGAAUUGACUAAACCUCGUGUGCACUCUGCUGCCCUAUGAAUGCAAUCAUUGCACCACUUUUUGGGACAUGAUCAGCACUUCUAUAGAUCCAUCACAGUUAAAUAUAAACCAGGCAGGGUCUGUAAAGCUGUGCCAGUAAAGGUUACUCCACUGUGUGAGUGAAUUUCAGGUAUCAUUCUGGCACCUGCCCUGGGAUUCAUCCUCUCUCAUUGAGCAUGCAAUGCUGAUCAUGCAGGUUUAUGAUUAACUACAUGACUGAGGUACAGUCAAGCUAAUGCUAGAGUUUAUGACAGAUAUCCAAAAGUCUAAAAUCACAAAAAUAAUGUGGAUGUUGUCUUUCAAGCCCAUUUUGCAGAUUAGCACACAAAUCAGUGUGCCGUUCCCAGGGAGCAGAACUGUUAUAUGAAUGUAUGCAUUUCUGAGGAUACUUAUUGUAUGGUGACAGCAAUAUAAAUAUCCAAAUCAACAGUGAUACACGAUGUAACCCUGCAAACCACCGUCUGCUUCGGGGGCCCUAAAUAUGCAGUGAAGGUGUGUCUUUUUUAUCACAAUUUAGGCAUGUAUAAAAGGAGUAUCUUUUUGUGCUGGUUUUACACAUGCACAGUCCAUAAGAGGGAGAUUAUACUGAACAGAUAUCUAUGAACCAGACAAUUUAUUUCGUUGGACAUUUUUGUGAAUUCUUAUCAGAAAGUUGGUUACAGAGGUUUGUUUU